GCCUUCGGAUGACACGCCGCCACUUUCUAACUACUUUCUAUCCCCCGUGAAACCGAAGAGCAACCAAGAGUGACAAUUCAGGUGAGACUGAGAAAGCCACUUCCCUUCACCUAAGCAUAGUUGCUACAUCUUCAUUGGCCUUUAAGAUCUGCAGCACAAAGGUUUCCAAAUCUACUGUAACAUCCAAGUGGGUCAGAGGAACACUAUUUAUUGCUUGAGGACAUUAUGGCACAGCAUUGGACUAUGGUCUUCACUCUGCCACUGCUGUGGAUUCUCAUCAUUUCCAUCCCAGAGCUUCUAGAUGGCUCCCAGUGCCCCAGCCAUUGUACCUGCUCUUUCUCUGAACAGUUUGUCCAUUGUGCUAAUGCCAGCUUAUCUUCUCUUCCCACCAACAUCUCUUCCACCACAGUGGAGCUCGACCUGCAGUUCAAUCAGUUUGAUAGGCUCCUGGCAGCCUCUUUUCCAGAUUUGCCCGAGCUCAGCACUCUUUACUUGGGGAGCAGUCAUGUGCACUGGAUUGAGCCAGGAGCUUUUCAGGGAGUUAGGAAUUUGUAUCAUCUCCAUCUGGACAACUGUCUUUUAGAAGAAAUCUCAGAAGGAGUGUUUGAAAACCUGACCAGUCUAGUCUUCCUACAUCUGCAGCACAACCGGAUUGCUUGUCUUUCACCAGGUGUGUUUUCCUCUUUGAAGCGACUGAGUUUCCUAGACUUGAGCUACAACUUGUUGACGGAGCUCUCAGACCAGUCCCUUCGUGGUCUCCAACAGCUACGUCAACUUUACCUCAGUGCUAACCUUAUUGCCAACUUGUCCACCAGAGCUCUCCCAGGCAACCUCCGCACGCUCUACCUCGACUGGAACCAGCUGACAAGUGUGCCUGCCAGCAUCCGUACCUCUGUCACACUCUCCAGCCUGCAUCUUAGUGGCAACCCAAUCAGGGAGCUGACAGUUAUUUCCUUUGGCAGGAAGCUCGUCUCCCUCAGGCAGCUGUUCUUAGAUAACCUGCCUCUGGAGAACGUCACUGGCUCAUCAUUCAAAAGGCUACGCAGACUCGAGGUCUUGAGCCUGCGGAACAAUAGCUUGGAGUCACUGCCAUCUCUAGCAUCACUGAAAUCUCUCUCUACUUUAUAUCUGACCGGGAACAAGUGGCAUUGUGACUGCAAGUUGAUCUGGCUUCGCACCUGGCAAAAGAGAAUUAUUCGAAAAGAUCGCAGCCCAGUGGAAUGUUGGUCCCCUGAAGCCCUUCAAGGACAACUCCUGGUGAAUAUAGAGGUAACCACCAGACUGACUCACACUGAGAGGGCUCAUGAAUACCUUUAACAAAAUAAGGCUGCUAAUUGAUUUGAUUUAAAAAUUUUAGUUGGUUGAUCAUUUUUUUAAACUUCAAAUUUAAAUGAAUUUACAU
Hemicordylus capensis (graceful crag lizard) is the source of this 1402-nucleotide messenger RNA. RefSeq names its product chondroadherin-like. The transcript is spliced from 5 exons. Bases 226 to 1317 code for a protein of 363 amino acids. Gene Ontology annotation, molecular function: protein binding. Lineage: Eukaryota; Metazoa; Chordata; Lepidosauria; Squamata; Cordylidae. The record is from RefSeq and is a predicted model, not a curated record. Gene Ontology annotation, cellular component: extracellular matrix.